CCGUCGGAUAUUCCCCAGAUAUCCUGUCAUAAAUGCGACGAUGAAAUGUACGGUUGUCGAGAUGAGGCUGUUACGACCGAUGUCUGUCAACUCGGAACAAAGGCAUGCAUGGUAAGUCAGAAUCCCUCCACAACUAAACGGGUAGAAGGGUUUGGUAAUCCCAACAGAAUGUUAGAUGGUGUUGCAAUCACCUUUCAGAGUCAACAACAACAGCAAUCACAGCAGACGUGUCGUCUUUGUUGCUUUGGCAGUAAGUGCCAUAAUCCAGCACCAGCCUCAGAAACUCGCGUUAGUGUUAUGAAAGACCUUCUUUCUAAAACCGGAUUAGAAUCGGAAGUAGUCGAAAAUUACGUGGAACUGGAGAACGAAAUUGCUUUCAACCGUGGGGUAGUAAGAUUAACUACUAAAGCUCCCCCAACUGAGGCAGAAUACGAAGAAGAGGAAUUCACUACAGAAGAAGAAGACGCAACAUCGUUGUCUGAGGAUCGUCUUCCUCGAACUACUUUUCAAUCUCCAACUGAAGAGAUCGGAGAAGAUGCAUUUAGCUCAGAAACUGAAGAUGAUCCAACGCUUUCAGAUAAUGAAUAUAAUGCCUCUAAAUUUUCUACUUACAAUGUUGACGAAUCUUCAGAUCCUGUCGAGGAAAGUGAAGAAUCACCAAUAGUUAAAGAAAACUAUUCAUUAGAUUCCACAAAGGAGAAUGUGCAUGAAAAAACUGCUGAUAAAGUUAGAAUUGAAAAAGCAGAAUACCUUCCAAUCUUUGCGGAAGAUAACGAAAAGGUUGGUAGACCUAGCAAAGAAAGAAUGAAAGAUGAAGAUUCGGGUGAAACGUUAGUUGCUGUGAAUUUUAAAAGACUAGGAAAUUCAGCCAUAAGAGAAGCAUCAAGAAUUUCUGCUCCUUUCGUCGCAAUUUUCCUCCUUCUUGUGAGAAUUUAA
Molecule: messenger RNA, 936 nt
Organism: Rodentolepis nana
Lineage: Eukaryota; Metazoa; Platyhelminthes; Cestoda; Cyclophyllidea; Hymenolepididae
Source: the annotation of a GenBank genome assembly